This is a messenger RNA of Lytechinus pictus (painted urchin), 678 nucleotides long. RefSeq lists its product as uncharacterized. The record is from RefSeq and is a predicted model, not a curated record. Bases 1 to 678 code for a protein of 225 amino acids. The transcript has a single exon. NCBI's taxonomy places the organism in Eukaryota, Metazoa, Echinodermata, Echinoidea, Temnopleuroida, Toxopneustidae.
AUGAACGCUCUUGAUAUGUCCAACCGGCGUUACGCAUGUUCCCAAUGCAAUAGGACCUAUAGUCGGAAGUUUGAUAUGCAGAGGCAUGAACAAAAAGCUCACCCUGAUACAGAAGAUGAAGGCAAAAUUGAAUCUUCCGACGCUGAAGAAGGUACAAGUGAGGAUGAUUACUCCGAACCACCCUCUCAAACGGAGGGAGUUGAAGAAUCUAGUGAUUCAGAAAACGAUGGAGAGGAUGAAUCGUCAAUGUCAGAGACAGAUAACAUGGAUGAAAUUGAAGACAACCUUGCUUACCAAGUAUGGUUGGAGCAGGCCAUGACAGCCACCAAGGACCUGAGAGACGAAAAAUAUCAGAAAUAUAUUUCAGAGGGAAUGGAAGAAGAAGACGCUAAAGAAAAAGCGCACGUGAAAUUACUGUGGGCCGUCAAACGCAUCUUUUUCGAUCUUUACUCCAAGUUCUUGCAGCAAAACAUUAGCCUAGGAGAAGCUGACGUCAAUCACGAGAUCGUUUCUGAUCUCAAGGAAAGACUAGAAAAUGGCAUGGAAUUCCAGAAAGCCGUACAAAGAGUCUUAGCCAGGCAUGGUCCACAAUUUGAUGGUUUAUUCCAGUUCCAAGAUGGAGGUGACGAUGACGACGAUGAUGAAGAAACAGAGAGUGAGGAUGGAGUCUACAACUAA